AAGAGCUCUUCUUUGGGAGCCGAGCCUAAAGAGCCGGCUCUCUGAAAAGAGCCGGAAUUCCCAUCACUAGUGUCCUGAUGUCCUUGAUCUUUUUGAUGCUCUCCUCACCAUCCCUGCAACAACAGCUGACUGCGAAAGAGGGUUCAGUGUCAUGAAGCAGGUGAAAAGUGACUGGCGCUCAUGCCUUAAAGAUGAUAUCCUCUCUGACCUCUUGAAAAUACAGUUGUGCUCACCUGACAUAACUGACUUUGACGCGUCCAAAGCCAUUGAUAUAUAGCAUGCUGACAGCGUGCGCUCACGCAGGCCUAACUUUGGGCGCAAACAUGCAGCAAAAAAUGAGAGUAGCUCAGAUUCUGAUGCCGCUUCUGAAGAAGAGCUCUGACUUUUAUUCUGAAGGAUGUGAUCAGCGGAAGUUGUGUAUGUCGUCAGCAGAGCGUCGCUGUCACGUCCGGUAAAACUGCUAAUUAAACUAAAUUAAAGAUGCUGCUUGAAGCAUGUGGGAGACAUUAAAACGGUGAGAGACGCUUUAAGUGACGCUCGAAGCUGGAAAACCGUUUAACAGGUGUAAAACUCGCUUCCGGUCCCAGCAAACUGCAGCCACGUCAGAGGACUGCACCUGUUCAGGAUGCUCCAGGGGCCGUACGGAAACCCGGACCAGGACCGGCUCCUCAUUCGGCUGCCUUUCAAGACCUUCGCCGUGGGAACGGUUCUGUUGCCGGUGACCGGCUUCAUCACCUGCAUCUUCAUCUCCCUCUUCUACCACUAUGAAGAUGUGAUGCACACACACUGUAAGGUAUCGAACUACCUCCCAUCCAUCAGCUCCACCAUCGCCCGCUUGCCGGAGCGCUACGUCUGGCGCGUCUGCAUUGGGCUGCACUCCGCGCCGCGAUUCCUGGUAGCCUUCACCUAUUUCAGCUUCUACCGUGGCCGCUUCAGCAGUCAGCGGUGGGAGCGGCUGCUGAGCAGGCUGGCAUUCGUCUGCGGCGUCGCCGAGAACGCUGGCCUGCUGCUGCUCACAUAUGUGUCGUCUAAAGAAAACCACCGUUACCAUGACAACGGAUUCAGAGUGUUCACAGGGAGCUCGCUGCUGCACAUGCUCAUUACGUGCUGGCUGUGGUACGUGAUCAAGAGAAGCUACGAGAGCGCAGAGGAAGAGAAAUCAUAUCGUUGGAAGCUGCGUUUCUUCGUUUUAAACUUCAUCUGUUUUCUGGCUUCCUACCUACUCUACAAACGGCACAACGAGCGCUGUGAACCAGGAGUCUACACUCUGUUCGCCUUCUUCGAGUACCUGGUGGUCUUCUCCAACAUGGCCUUCCACAUGACGGCCUUCUGGGACUUUGGAGGCAAAGAGGUGAUUGUGGCCACGCCGCUGAUACGACACUGAGCUGCAUUUAGUGAUUCUUUUUUCUUUACGAUUAAAAUAUCUGCUUGUAAAGUCUGAUCAGUAUCCACGCAGCAGACAUUUUCUUGGAAACCAGCUACCUAUGUCCAUCUUUUAUAUACAGUCUACAGUCAGUACCAGGCUGCACCUGAGCCUCACAGCAGUUCAUAAAAUAUUCAUGACCUCUGAUCUGCUGAUUCAUGUUUCAUCAGUCUGCUCUCAUGUACUGAUUCAUGUCCACAAAUUGAAUAUUUUCCACUUUUAAAAGGCGGUAAUGGUUCAAUAUUUCUAUUUCUGAUGGUUGGAGUCCCUGAACUGGACCUCUGGACCAUGUUUGUGUUGUUGGAGCCGUUUUGGAGCCUGCUUUGGCUUCAUUGGACUAACGGACAGUCCAAGAAGUUGGAGCUCCAGGUUUGGAUGUUACUGAGCACCAGGGACCAAAUGCAGUGGCUGAAUAUCAGUGAACAUUUUGAAAAAUAUGGAGCUGAUAAAUUUACAGAAUAUCAUCUAUGAAAUGUUAUGCUUUAAAAAGGAAUCUCAUCUAAAGUCAGGGGCUUUAUACUUUGUGCUUUUAUGACCUUUCUAAAAUGAGUUUUACACAUUAUUGUAUUUUUCUAUCUUUAUGUUCUGAGGUUUUAUAAUCCAUCAGUGCCGCAAACUGCUGUAAACAUCUCUCUGAUGAAGC
Molecule: messenger RNA, 2066 nt
Organism: Archocentrus centrarchus (flier cichlid)
Lineage: Eukaryota; Metazoa; Chordata; Actinopteri; Cichliformes; Cichlidae
Product: post-GPI attachment to proteins factor 2-like
Exons: 6
Coding region: 626-1384 (252 amino acids)
Biological process (GO): GPI anchor biosynthetic process
Cellular component (GO): Golgi membrane; endoplasmic reticulum membrane
Source: RefSeq, a predicted model, not a curated record